AUGUUAUUAUCCUAUCUACUCUCAUCAAGUAAUUCGAAGUCAUCUGUGAAUAUGUCGUCAACAAAUACUACAAUUGUUGCAUUGAUUACUGGUGGUAACAGAGGAAUUGGAUUUGAAAUUGCUCGCCAACUUGGUCAACAGGGAAUUGAAAUCUUAAUCGGUUCACGUAAUGAAACACGUGGCAAAGAUGCAGUAGAAAAGUUAAUCAAUGAUCAUGGUGUUAAAGCAGCAGCUUGUGUUCAGCUUGACAUGCAAGACCAGGAGUCGAUUGAUCGGGCAGUUGAAACAGUUAGCCGAACUUACAAUAAAUUAGAUAUACUAGUUAAUAAUGGUGGCAUCUAUUUGGAUGAACCACCACCAAGUGCACUAGAUAUUGACAUGCUACGACAUACAUUCGAUACAAAUUUUUUUGGCGUCUUCCGCGUUACAAAAGCCUUUUUACCAUUAAUUAAACGAUCAUUAAACGGCGGUCGAAUUGUCAAUGUUUCAUCUGCGCUCGGCUCAUUUCGAUCUCAUGAACUUAACCAACAAAAUUUCCAUCUUGCAUACAGUGCAUCGAAAGCAUCGUUAAACAUGUUAACUGUACAAUUUGCUAAAGAAUUAAAACAAACCAAUAUUAAAGUAAAUUCAUACGCACCUGGUUUUACAGCAACCGAGAUGACCAAUUAUGAGGGCCAUUCAGUUGAAAUUGGCGCAAGAUCAGCUGUUACUUUGGCUACUCUCCCCAAUGAUGGACCAACUGGCAGAUUUUUUGCACAUGAUCUAUCGGAACGAGGCUGGUAA
Didymodactylos carnosus is the source of this 783-nucleotide messenger RNA. Lineage: Eukaryota; Metazoa; Rotifera; Eurotatoria; Philodinida; Philodinidae. The record is from the annotation of a GenBank genome assembly.